AUGCUGCUAGUGGUGGCGCUUCUCCUCGCCGCGCCAGCAGCCAGUGCCCCGCAGCGCGCCCGCGGCGCCCCCGUCGCCGCCGCUCCCGCUGCCCUCGGCCCUGCCGGCGCCUUCGACGCCGCGCGUCGUGCGCUUUACGAGGCCUCAGACGAAUCCUUCUCGGACUCCUCCCUGACCCAGGCCGGCCCCACCUGCAUCGCACGCUUUUAUGCGCUUGUCGACCAGCUGUACCCCUCGGGCUCGACGUGCCCUGUCACCAUCCAGCAAGGACUCUCCGCGACGGCGGCAGACAUGUGCCCCGAAGGCGGCGGCGGUGUGGGGUCGCCGCUGCAGCAGUGCCUGCGCGCGACGACGGCCACCGCGGACGCUUGGACGGAUUACGUCACCACCUGCCCCGUGCUCCGCAUCAAGCAGCGCGCCCCCGGCUUCAAAUCGGGCGUGGGCGGCUUCUCAUGCGUGCCGAAGUACGCCACGCCCGCCGAAUUCCGGAGCCAGUACCUGGCAGCGGGAGCCGCGGGCGGCGCCAAAGCCGCGACGUCCGCUGGCGCCGGCCGCGCGGCCCAAGCCUCGUGGGUGCUUGCGGCUGCAGUGGCGGCGGCGGCGGUCGCACUGUGA
Messenger RNA from Monoraphidium neglectum, 615 nucleotides. RefSeq lists its product as hypothetical. The record is from RefSeq and is a predicted model, not a curated record. The transcript has 2 exons. NCBI's taxonomy places the organism in Eukaryota, Viridiplantae, Chlorophyta, Chlorophyceae, Sphaeropleales, Selenastraceae. The coding region runs from base 1 to 615 and encodes 204 amino acids.